Sycon ciliatum is the source of this 1203-nucleotide messenger RNA. RefSeq lists its product as uncharacterized. The coding region runs from base 1 to 1203 and encodes 400 amino acids. The record is from RefSeq and is a predicted model, not a curated record. Gene Ontology annotation, molecular function: catalytic activity. The transcript has a single exon. Lineage: Eukaryota; Metazoa; Porifera; Calcarea; Leucosolenida; Sycettidae.
AUGGUUACCUCAGCCGUCACAUUGAUGGGUGACUUCAAUGUCAAUAUCUCGCAUUCCCAGCCACAGCAUGCCCAGCCCCUUCUGGAUCUCUGUGGUGCAGAUGGCCUCACUAAUAUCGUCCACUCCGUUACGCGAGUCUCACCUCGGUGUCCAGCUGGCACUACUAUUGACCUGAUACUGACUACAGAGGAUAAGGAUUUGCAUGAUUGCCGAGUCCUGCCGCUUACACUCAGUGACCACUUUGGAGUUGAAGCAACCUUCAAUGCAAGACAUGCCCGGCCAGACAUCCCCAAGCAGCGUGUGCGUCGCCGUUUAGAUAACAUUGACUUGGUUGCCUUCCGACUUGACCUAGCUGCUGCUGAACUUCAUGUGUACCCACCAGACUCUGAUGUGCAAGCCAUGUGGGACCACUGGCAUCAACGAUUCCUUUCUGUCCUCGACAGGCAUGCGCCAUUGCAGCAAUGCAAGAUUAAGACAGGCAAGCUCCAUCCUCCAUGGUCUGACAGAGAGCUAUACAAGAUAAACCAGCUGAAGCGUCGCCUGCAUCGAAAGUGGCUUGCUGACAAAGCCAACUCUGAAGCUCACGCAGCAUAUAGACGUGCCCGCUCGGUUGCUGCGAAUACAAACAGGUGCAAACGCAACCAGUACUUCCAAAGUCAGUGCCAAGAUAAUUGCCAGAACCCACGCAAGUUAUGGUCAGUCCUAAAUACUGUGACUGGACGCAAGAGACAAUCAAUCCAGCCGACAUGCGACAUCGAACAUGUUGCGUCCACGUUUGGCAAGGUAGUCUCUGAUGAUGCUCGACCUUCAGUUCUCUCUAUGCCUCAGGGACCACAGCCUCGGUCUGCCCUGACCUCAUUCCAACAUGUGCGUGCCUGCGAUGCUGAACAGCUUUUGAAGCGCAUCGACCCGCGCAACGCAACUGGGAGCGACGGCAUCCCAGGCUUACUUCUAAAGUACUGUGCCGACCUGCUAGCACCAUCAGUUGCAGCACUUUUCAAUGCGUCCCUGACCUCCGGCACUGUACCCGCUGGCUUUAAGCGUGCGUAUGUGACCCCAUUGCACAAGGCUGGCGAUCCAUCUGUCGCCAACAAUUUCCGUCCUGUGUCCCUGCUCCCAAUUCUCUCGAAGCUGCUAGAGAAGGUGGUGCAGAAGGCACUUGUCACCUUUCUGGAUAUGGCUGGUUCUCUGCCCAGCACAUAG